Molecule: messenger RNA, 534 nt
Organism: Musca domestica (house fly)
Lineage: Eukaryota; Metazoa; Arthropoda; Insecta; Diptera; Muscidae
Gene: mRpS21
Product: small ribosomal subunit protein bS21m
Exons: 3
Coding region: 155-418 (87 amino acids)
Biological process (GO): translation
Cellular component (GO): ribosome
Molecular function (GO): structural constituent of ribosome
Source: RefSeq, a predicted model, not a curated record
ACAGGUUUUAAGAUUUUAUGAAAUUAAAUCUAUACACAUUUUAACAAUUUGGCAACAUUAAAAUCGACGAAUUCAAGAGAAUAAAGGAACCAAGAGAGAGAGAGAGAGUUGAACAUCGAUUUGUGUAUCCCUAUUUUGGUGGCAAAGACGAACCAUGAGACACGCUCAAUUCUUGGCACGCACCGUGCUUGUCCAAAAUAACAAUGUGGAAGAAGCUUGUCGGCUUCUGAAUCGUGUUCUGGGUAAGGAGGAGAUCUUUGACCAAUUCCGUCGCACACGUUACUAUGAGAAGCCAUAUCAAGUUAGACGUCGUGUCAACUUUGAAAAGUGUAAAGCGAUUUACAAUGAAGACAUGAAUCGCAAAAUCCAAUUUGUACUACGGAAAAAUCGCGAAGAUCCAUUCCCAGGUUGCAGUUGAACAGUUGAAGGGACACCCACUCAACAUCUAUUGUGAAUUAUUAGUGUUUAUUUGUUAUCAAUGUAAUUUAAACUUCAAUCUAUAAAUUAGAUAAAUAAAAAACAAUAAUAUUGAAA